Messenger RNA from Balaenoptera musculus (blue whale), 870 nucleotides. RefSeq names its product ficolin 3 (gene FCN3). Lineage: Eukaryota; Metazoa; Chordata; Mammalia; Artiodactyla; Balaenopteridae. The record is from RefSeq and is a predicted model, not a curated record.
AUGGGCUUGGGCAAAAUCUGUGGCAUCCCGCCUGAGAACCCACGAUGCCCCAGCUGCCCAGAAACCAGGGAACUGGAAGCCAGCAAAGUUGUCCUCCUGCCCAGUUGUCCUGGAGCCCCAGGAAGUCCUGGGGAGAAGGGAGCGCCAGGUCCUCGAGGGCAACUUGGACCACCAGGCAAGAUGGGCCCCAAGGGUGAGCCUGGAGAUUCAGCAAACCUGCUCUGGGGCCGGGAGAGCCCCAGGAGCUGCCAGGAGCUGCUGAGCCGGGAUGCCACCUUGAGCGGCUGGUACCAUCUGUGCCUACCCGAGGGCCGAGCCCUCCCAGUCUUUUGUGACGUGGACACCACAGAGGGCGGCUGGCUGCUAUUCCAGCGGUGACAGGAUGGUUCCGUGGAUUUCUUCUGCUCUUGGUCCUCCUACAAAGCAGGUCUUGGGAGCCAGGAGUCCGAAUUCUGGCUGGGUAAUGAGAAUUUGCCCCAGCUUACUCUCCAGAGUACCUGGGAGCUGCGGGUGGAGCUGGAGGACUUUAAAGGCAACUGCACCUUUGCUCACUGUGGGGCCUUCCACCUCCUUGGGGAGGCAGGUCACUACCAGCUAGUGCUUGGCAGGUUCUCAGAGGGCACUGCAGGGGACUCCCUGAGCUUCCACAGCAGGAAGCCCUUUACCACCUAUGACACCAACCAUGAUACAAGCAAGAGCAACUGCGAGGUGACUGUUCGUGGUGCCUGGUAUUUCAGAUCCUGCUAUCAGUCCAAUCUCAACGGGCGCCACUGGAUGUCCGAAGCCACUGCCCAUAACUAUGGCAUUGACUGGGUCUCAGGCUGUGGCAUGGGCCACCCUUACCACAGGGUUCACAUAAUGCUUUGCUAG